AUGAAGUCUACCAAACUACUAGACGGCCACGGAAGUCUCUACAAAGAAGUACGCUUCUCUCCGACCGAAAUACCAGCCCGUCGCACAAAAUCCGUUUCAGCCACAUUCCCUCCUGUAUUUUCAGGCUACGGCCGAACUGUAUUCCAAGACUCGGCGUUGGUGAAUUCGUCCACCAUGGAUACGUCCUAUAUCGACCAAUCGCGAGCGCUUCUCCAAAGCCAACGGCUGAACUUUGAGACCGAGAGGGAAUUGUUUGCACAGGAGCGACGGUUAUGGGAGAAAGAGCGGGCGCUGUUGCGAUCGAAGAUUGCCGAGCUGGAGGUGUUUGUGAAAAGUCAAGGGAACAAAACAAAACAGUUGGGAUCAGAAGCAGCCAAGCUUGUGCUUUCAGGUGGAAUAUCGCAGUAUAGCACAAAUAGCUUCGCAGCUCAGGUGUGGGAGGGGACAAGUCCAGGCAAUCGGCCAACAAGGGUGUUCUUCGAUCAUGAAUCUCCAGAUCAAAACUAUCUAUCGCUAAUUUCCGAAAGUGGGAAUCCGCCAUCCCUUGAUCGCGCCCUUUCACCCCAGUCGCGACCAGUAGACCCUUCUGGAGCGCCUGUGAGCCAGCCAGUGCCGAUCGAAAAGCUUGACAGCACCCUGGAUGGCAUCACGCUCAAAUCCACGGCGCUUCCACCCGCGGUAGUGGCGCGAGUGAUCACCCCGCCCUCCCCGUCGCCCCUACUAACCCCUCCUGGAACGGCCCCUUCAACCGCAGCAAGGCCUCUCAUGGAACAUCGACACAGUCUCAAAUUGAAGCUGUCAGAGCUUGGCCCGCCCAAUGAGAACUUGCUCCGCCAUGCAGGUCACACCCCAAUGGCAAUCAUCGACGCUGAUGAUAGUAGACGGUCCACCCAGGAGGGUACUCCCCUCGAGGUUGAGGAGGCCCCUCUUGCGGCCGUGGCGAACGUUCAUCAGCCCGCCGAAAACGAGAUCUCCUACUUCCCAGAUUUGCCAGACGACCCCGCUCUCACGGGGCCCCUCGGUCUGAUUAAUGAUAAGGAGCAUGACUCCAAUUUUUUGAGCGAAUUAGAUCAGAAACUCCUUGUUCAAGCGAAGAAUAUCCUGGGCAACUCGGUUGAAUCGGCUGAUCCCAAUGAGACUGAUUCUGAGUCUGAGUUCCCUCGCCAAGGCGAAGAAGAACCUGAAAUCAAGUUCAAGAAAUCAACUAAUUUUGGCACUGCAUUUGGAAUAUCGAAGUCAGGUCAGGUCUAA
Messenger RNA from Penicillium expansum, 1251 nucleotides. RefSeq lists its product as uncharacterized. Lineage: Eukaryota; Fungi; Ascomycota; Eurotiomycetes; Eurotiales; Aspergillaceae. The record is from RefSeq and is a predicted model, not a curated record. The coding region runs from base 1 to 1251 and encodes 416 amino acids. The transcript has a single exon.